Molecule: messenger RNA, 306 nt
Organism: Paramecium octaurelia
Lineage: Eukaryota; Ciliophora; Oligohymenophorea; Peniculida; Parameciidae
Source: the annotation of a GenBank genome assembly
AUGCAAUACCAUAAUUAUUUCUUUAAACCAUCAAAUGAAAUUUAUAUAAAGAGAAAAUAGGCUGCAAUGAGAAAUCAUUUCGGAAAGAAUUGUAAUUCAAUUAGUUGAUUAAUAGAUUUAACUGCAAUUUCAAUAGCAUUCUCAUGUUACUAUCUUUUUAGUUUGUAUAGGGAUUGGUUAAUAGAAUUACCAGUUUGGUAGAAAUGGAGAUAAGAGAAAAUGACUUCUAAAGAAUCAUAUGAAUUCGUAAUUUAGGGAUUUCAUCCAAUGAGAAAGACUUUAAUUCAAUAGUUUAGUUAGUUUUGA